AUGUCUUCAAAAAAUCUAUAUGGGCUUCCAUCCCUCCAAAACGGUAAUCUCACAACUGCAGAACAAAAUGCAAUCACCAUCGAACUAGGCCUCGAUGAAGCCACUCUAGACAAGUACCCAAAACUCAUCUAUGCUCAAGCAAAGCUCCACAAGGACAAGGCCAACUCUACCACAUCAUGUUGCUCAAUAUGCUUGGCUGAUUAUAAAGACACAGACGUGUUGCGGGAUUUACCAGAUUGUGGUCAUCUCUUUCAUCUUGAAUGUGUGGACUCAUGGUUAAAGCUGCAUGCUACAUGUCCGAACGGCGUCGAUCUCGAGAAGUUGACGAAUGCGGAAGAUCCAUUUGGGGAAGAAUUGCAGAGGAGGACUGUGGGGAUGGAAUGUGGGGGAUCAGAAGGCACGAUGGCCGCUCCUCCAUUUACUGCCGCAGAUAUAUAA
Molecule: messenger RNA, 438 nt
Organism: Quercus lobata
Lineage: Eukaryota; Viridiplantae; Streptophyta; Magnoliopsida; Fagales; Fagaceae
Product: putative RING-H2 finger protein ATL71
Exons: 3
Coding region: 1-438 (145 amino acids)
Source: RefSeq, a predicted model, not a curated record